This is a messenger RNA of Cyclocybe aegerita, 1068 nucleotides long. Lineage: Eukaryota; Fungi; Basidiomycota; Agaricomycetes; Agaricales; Hemipholiotaceae. The record is from the annotation of a GenBank genome assembly.
AUGGACUUUCCAAAGCUAUUCGAAACGACCCAGUCGAAAUUUAUACUUUUCAUCGCUUCUCUCGUCCUUUCUCUUGCCCUCAAACCAUCUCCCAUCCGCUCUGUCACAUUUUCCAUCGUCUGCGCCGUCUACUUAUCUAUCGUCCUUGUUCCCUCUCCAACCCCGCUUACCGCCACGACUGAAUUUCAAUUGGGCUUCAUCGGUGCGCAAUACCUCAGCCGGGCCUGCUACCUCGUCUUCUUCACCAAGAAUCCUUUGCAAGAGCUCCAACAGAAGGGACAGAACAUACCAGCAGCGGGUUUAGACAUCGUUUCAAGAUUGCGAUGGAGCCUCAACCUUAUCCUUAACACUCGUGGCGCCAACUGGUCCUGCGAAGUUCGGGGACUCCGCCGCUCCAGCAUCCACACACGUUGGGCCUUCGUCUGGUCCCAACUCAAGUGGGCUGCCACCUUUUUCCUGCUCCGCGAUGCACUGGAGUUUGCGGUUCGGCACAAUAAUGCUGUUGGUGCAUUGCACGAGCAAGGGAUUUUAGAUGCGCAAUGGGUCCUCUGGCGUACGUUCAAUGGGGUCUUAUUUUUCUUCUCCCUGUAUGCCUUGAUGCAAUCCACCCAUGUGUUGGGUGCUGCUAUCUUCGUUUCUCUGGGGAUCUCAGAGCCAAGUGAUUGGCCGUGGUGGUUCGGGCCGUUGGAUGAGACAGUAACAGUCCGGAAGUUCUGGGGGCAAACUUGGCAUCAAGCCAUCCGUAUGGGAGUGGCCACACAUGCUCAAUACUUUACAAACACGAUUCUAGGAUUUCCCAAGGGGACUUCUCGAUCAUCAUACACCCAACUUUACAUUGCCUUCUUCAUCUCUGGUCUCUUCCAUGCCUUGGCCGACUUCACCGUCACUCAUGACAUCAAGCCUUUCAUCGAUAACAUGAUCUGUUUCCUCACUCAAGCCGUCGCUAUCACAUUUGAAGAUGCCAUCAUCGCCAUCUUCAAGAGAUUCGGUGUCCAUCGGGUGCCUCGAGUCAUCGGCUGGCAUAGCACCAUUUGGGCCGGAAUUCUCCUUAACAGGAAAAUUGCUUGA